Molecule: messenger RNA, 772 nt
Organism: Musca vetustissima
Lineage: Eukaryota; Metazoa; Arthropoda; Insecta; Diptera; Muscidae
Exons: 3
Coding region: 2-772 (256 amino acids)
Molecular function (GO): GTPase activity; GTP binding
Source: RefSeq, a predicted model, not a curated record
CAUGCGAGGCAUUGAAGGCAAAGUUGUGAUUUUGGGAUCCAGAGGUGUUGGCAAAUCAUGUCUGGUCACAAAAUAUAUUAAAAAUACCCUACACAAAGAUAUACAGCAUGCCAGUGCAGCAUCGUUUUUCACCUGUAAUGUUAUACUGGAGGAGGCCAAAGUCAAAUUACAAAUUUGGGAUACUGCUGGACAGGAACGUUUCAAAGCUGUCGCUCCCAUGUAUUAUCGUAAUGCAAGUGCUGCCAUAUUAGUUUUCGAUUUAUCACAAUAUCGUACAUUCAAAGAAAUCAAAUCAUGGAUUCACGAACUACAUCGUAACAUACAGGAUCCAUUGAUAUUGACCUUGGUUGGCAACAAAUUAGAUUUACAUGCCGAGCGAGCAGUAUCUCGCGAAGAGGCAUUGCUGUUUGCCAACUCAAUGGGUGCUACAUAUUUCGAAACAUCAGCCGAGACAGAUCAAGGUUUGGAACAGGUAUUUCGCAGCACUGCCCUGGGCCUGGUACGUUUAGCACGUGAAGGAAAAUCUCGAUCGCUGAGGCAAUUCGAUUCAUGUGAUUCGAUCUCGGCCUAUACAAAUAACAAUACCGCCUUUAGCCACACCACCCAAGCUCUAACGAAUGGUUCAAUUAUACAUUUACCCGCAAUACCCAUGGGUAUACCGGUCGAUGGUGAGGAUAUUAAAACCACAGAUCAGGGGCGUCUUGAGACACCAUCAUGGAGUAUAGAACACAUAGCAUUGGGUGAGGUGGAACCAGUUAAUUGGUGUUGUUAA